Fusarium proliferatum ET1 is the source of this 612-nucleotide messenger RNA. RefSeq lists its product as uncharacterized. The record is from RefSeq and is a predicted model, not a curated record. The transcript is spliced from 2 exons. NCBI's taxonomy places the organism in Eukaryota, Fungi, Ascomycota, Sordariomycetes, Hypocreales, Nectriaceae. Gene Ontology annotation, molecular function: nucleic acid binding. The coding region runs from base 1 to 612 and encodes 203 amino acids.
AUGGCUGACUUAAGGGUGUAUAAGAUCACCGUCGUAUAUCUCCAAGGCCUCGAAGAAGUUUCUUUUCGGAAAGUCAAUAAUAAUCAAACCAACCAAAAUACUAAAGAAUAUCCAAUCAAUCAUUCCGAGAGAUCGGCCUAUAUUCUCGUUGGCCACAAUGUCAAAGUUGAACUGAGGGUAUUAACUCGAUUGGGGUUUGAUUUAUCAUCACUGAACGCUGAUAUUAUUGAUACUGCUAGUAUCACUGAUGAAGUUUUCGGAGGUGCAGGUUAUUCUUUACGGGAAGUAUUGACUUCUCUCAACUGCCCUUUCAAUAAUUUGCAUAGCGGUGGGAAUGACGCGAACUUCACACUGAGAGCUUCACUCCUUCUAGCAGCCAAAGGCUGCGUUAAUCAUGGUCAUGCCAUGAUUAGCAUCCUAAGGAUGAUUUCUACUGAGCCAAUCCCAUAUCGAACAGACCCCAAAGUCAAAGCGGCGAAGAAAAAAGAGAAAAGAGCCGCAAGAAGCCGGAAGCAGCAGUCUAAAUUCUGGAGUUUUGACAAACAAAAUGAGAUUCGUGCUGAGCGCGCAGCUCGGCGAAUGUCAGGACAGGAGGGGAUACUCGGGAAGUGA